AUGAAAUACUGUUUUUUAAUAAUUGAAACAGUAAUUGAAAUCUUUUUUUCUUGUUUAACAGCUUGGAACAGUACAUUUCUUAAUCAAACUACUUACGCAGUUGGUACAAAUCCAAUGGGAGUGGUAGUAGCCGAUAUAAACAAUGACAAUAAAUCCGAUAUUAUUGCUACAAAUGCUCGUUCAAACACUACCAGUGUUCUUCUCAAUACAGGCAACGGUACUUUUUCUCCUCAAACUACUUACUCGGUUGGUGCAUAUCCAGUGGGAGUUGCAGUAGCCGAUGUAAACAGCGACAAUAAACCCGACAUUGUUACUGCAAAUUCAAAUUCAGGCACAGUCAGUGUUCUUCUCAACGUAGACAGCGGAACUUUUUCUCCUCAAACUACUUAUACAGUUGAUAAAUUUUCAUGGUCAGUAGCAGUAGUUGAUGUGAACAGUGACAAAAAACUCGAUAUUGUCACUGCAAAUGAUGUUUCAAACACCAUCAGUAUCCUUCUCAACAGAGGCAAUGGCACGUUUUCUCCUCAAACUACUUACCCAGUUGGUUUACGCCCAUUUGCAGUAGCAGUAGCUGAUGUAAACAAUGACAACAAACCUGAUAUUGUCACUGCAAAUUAUGGUUCAGACACCGUUAGUGUUCUUCUCGGCAUAGGCAAUGGCAUUUUUUCUCGUCAAACUAAUUACUCAGUUGGUCCAUCUCCGUGUGCAAUAGCUGCAGUCGAUGUGAACAACGAUAAUAAACUCGAUAUUGUCACUACAAAUGGUGGUUCAAAUACCAUCAGUAUUCUUCUCAACACAGGCAACGGUACUUUUUCUCCGCAAGCUACUUACCCAGUUGGUCGAGCUCCACACUCAGUAGCAGUAGCCGAUGUGAACAGUGACAAUAAACCCGAUAUUAUCACUGCAAAUCAGGGUUCAAACACCAUCAGUGUUCUCCUCAACGUGGACAAUGUCACUUUUGCUCCUCAAGUUACUUACGCAGUUGGUUACAAUGCAUGGUCAGUAGCAGUAGCUGAUAUGAACAGCGACAAUAAACCCGAUAUUGUCAUUGCAAACCACGGUUCAAACACCAUCAGUGUUGUCCUACAGUGUUAA
This is a messenger RNA of Adineta steineri, 1095 nucleotides long. The record is from the annotation of a GenBank genome assembly. Lineage: Eukaryota; Metazoa; Rotifera; Eurotatoria; Adinetida; Adinetidae.